AGAAUUUUAUAGUCCUAAACCCUAGCCAACUACUGAUUUGAAAGUUUGAAGUUUUGAACCUUAACAACUCUUCUCCUCCAUUUGAUUUGCGGCCCUAGCUGCGGACAUUGUAGUACGGACUACGGUGCCUGCCAGUAGAGAGAAAGAAGAAGAAUGAAGGAGACGCGAGUGAGGGAAGAGGAGAGAGAAAAGGUGUGCAGGAGAUGCAAAGUUAGCUUCAACCCUUGUUCCAACCCGCCUUCUUCCUGCCGUUUUCACCCUUCUUUCUUCGUUUGUCGCCGUCAUGAUGAUCAGAAGAGGUACUAUGAAUUGGGACCUGAUGAUCCACCAUAUGCUGCCAAGUUUUAUGACUGUUGUGGUGCUGAGAACCCUGACGCUCCCGGCUGUGUUGCGAGUUCUCAUAUCUCUUAUGACGAUGAAUGAUUUACAUUGCAUAUGGGAAAACAAUAAAGACCUCUAGUGGGAAAUAAGUAGCAAGCUGAUGCAGAGUGAUGCUAGUUCAUCAUCAAAUUCAACAUCAUCGAAUCGUUGCAACAAUAUGUGUACACUUAUGUUUACCUUUGUGUGUAUCUUUGAUCUCUAACUUUUUUUUUUGACAUAGUUGAUCUCUAACUUGCCGUAGCCAUAGUUCUCCGUUUCUUUGUGAAUUUAUUUGUAUUGUACAGCCUUGUAAUGUUUAUAUAUCUGUUGUAAGACCGGAUUUGGCUUUUGUAUCACAUUUUCUACCUUUGGUGUU
Spinacia oleracea (spinach) is the source of this 736-nucleotide messenger RNA. RefSeq lists its product as uncharacterized. The coding region runs from base 154 to 423 and encodes 89 amino acids. Lineage: Eukaryota; Viridiplantae; Streptophyta; Magnoliopsida; Caryophyllales; Amaranthaceae. The record is from RefSeq and is a predicted model, not a curated record. The transcript has 3 exons.